Osmerus eperlanus (European smelt) is the source of this 2454-nucleotide messenger RNA. RefSeq names its product gastrula zinc finger protein XlCGF57.1-like. The transcript has 2 exons. Gene Ontology annotation, biological process: regulation of transcription by RNA polymerase II. The record is from RefSeq and is a predicted model, not a curated record. Gene Ontology annotation, molecular function: DNA-binding transcription factor activity, RNA polymerase II-specific; RNA polymerase II cis-regulatory region sequence-specific DNA binding. Gene Ontology annotation, cellular component: nucleus. NCBI's taxonomy places the organism in Eukaryota, Metazoa, Chordata, Actinopteri, Osmeriformes, Osmeridae. Bases 62 to 1909 code for a protein of 615 amino acids.
CUUUACGAAGCCGUUUUUAACUCCUCCCCGACUGCAAGCGACAACUCUCGCCGGUCGUUUCAUGCAGCCGCAGCCGAUUUCGAACACUGCUGAUAGUUAUCUUAUUUGCGCAGAGUAUCACUUUUACACCACCGAAAUGUCAAAACUAAAUUUGUUUAGAGAUUUUAUCCGUGAAAGACUAACAACGGCAGCUUUGGAGAUUUUCGGGGCCGUUGAAAAAACGUUUGCUGAGUUCCGAGAAGAAAUCUAUAAUUCCAAGGAGGAGAGCGCGCGGCUCAACCGAUUGUUGGACAUUGUUACUCCACCGGAGAUCAAGAUACACCGAACAGAUGUGCAGCAGCUCUCUGUCCCGGAGCCCCCACAGAUUAAAGAGGAACAGGAGCUGUGGACCAGUCAGGAGGAAGAGCAGCUCCAAGGACUGCAGUCUGAAACUACAGACUCCAUCUUCACUUCUUCCAGUGUGAAACAUGACUCUGAUCAGGAGGGCUCCUCUGAAUGUUCACAUGUUGACCAGACUGUUAAAGUGGAGGACAGAGAAGGAGACUCUCUACCCACCAACACAACUGAGGAGCAAAUCAAAACAGAGCCUCAUCUACAAGACUCUGGAGCACCAGAACCAGACAGUGACUCUCAGCCUCUCUCUAUUGUAGCUCCAGACAGUCCUGCAGCUCAGAGUUUGGAGGAGGAGGAGGAACAUGAAGGAGUGAUGCUUUUACAGAACAGAACACAAAACAAUGAGGGUCUUCCAAGGGACAAUAGACCACAGGGAAGUCACACAGGAAAAACAAAACAUCAGUGUCAACAAUGUAAAAAAACGUUUAUAUCUGAAUCUUAUUUGAUUCUGCACAUGAGAACACACACAAGAACACACACAAGAACACACAAAGGAGAGAAACAUUUUCAGUGUCAAAAAUGUAACAAAAAAUUUGCUCAGAAAUGUCAUCUUGUUGAUCACUUGAGAACACACUCAGGAGAGAAACCUUUCCAGUGUCCACAUUGUAACAAACGAUGUGCUCUCAAAGGUAAUCUUCGUAAACACAUGAGAACACACACAGGCGAGAAACCUUUUCAGUGUCAACAAUGUAACAAACGAUUUGCUGACAAAGGUAAUCUUGUUACUCACAUGAGAAAACACACAGGAGAGAAACCUUUUCAGUGUCGACAAUGUAACAAGCGAUUUGCUCAGAAAUAUAAAUUUUUUGAUCACGUGAGAACACACUCAGGAGAGAAACCUUUCCAGUGUCCACAAUGUAACAAACGAUGUGCUCUCAAAGGUAAUCUUCUUAAACACAUGAGAACACACACAGGAGAGAAACCUUUUCAGUGUCAACAAUGUAACAAACGAUUUGCAGACAAAGGUACUCUAGUUGAUCACAUGAGAAAACACACAGGAGAGAAACCUUUUAAGUGUCAACAAUGUAACAAAGGAUUUGCUCAAAAAAGGGUUCUUGUUCGUCACAUGAGAACACACACAGGAGAGAAACAUUUUCAAUGUCAACAGUGUAACAAACAAUUUGCUCACCAAGGUAAUCUUGUUAGUCACAUGAGAACACACACAGGAGAGAAACCUUUUCAGUGUCAACAAUGUAACAAACGAUUUGCUCAGAAAUACAAAUUUGUUGAUCACGUGAGAACACACACAGGAGAGAAACCUUUUCAGUGUCAACAAUGUGACAAAGGAUUUGCUCAAAAAAGGGUUCUUGUUCGUCACAUGAGAACACACACAGGAGAGAAACCUUUUCAGUGUCAACAAUGUAACAAACGAUUUGCUCAUAAAGGUAAUCUUGUUAGUCACAUGAGAACACACACUGGAGAGAAACCUUUUCAGUGUCAACAAUGUAACAAACAAUUUGCUCACAAAAGUAAUCUUGUUAGUCACAUGAGAAAACACACAGGAGAGAAACCAUAGUGUGAAUUAUGUAAUGUUUUAUGCCAGAAGACCUGUAUCUAUUUCCUGUCCAGUGGGUAUUUAUAUGCUUUGCUUCCUCCCUUGUUGUAUGUGCUGGUGCCAAGCAAGGAGCAUCUUCCACCUUGGAUACCAUUACCUUCCACCUUAGAUACCAUUACCUUCCACCUUAGAUACCAUUACCUUCCACCUUAGAUAUUUUCGAAAAGGUUGAAUAAUAGUUUUGAAAGGUUGAAUGACAGAUUUCCCUAGAGGCCUGAGGAAGACUGAUGUGUAGAUGACACUGAACAUAGGAGGGGGGGAACUCUUUUCACAGGUAAAUCUGUUCCCCACAUAAUGAUCACAGUAACAUACAUCACCAGCAUCACUCUAUUGCUUUAUAAAUUGCUAGAUUGUAAUAUACAGGGGGGGAACCACCUUUCUCAGGCCUCAAGGGAAAUAUGUUCCCCCUGUGUUCUCAGUGUAAAAGACUGUGUAUAGAUGAAACUUGUUACUUAUUAUGAUCACUGUAAAAUAAUGAAUGAAAGAUGAGUAUCCUAAAAUUAUAA